AUGAAAGCAGUCAUCCUUGCAAGCACCAUCUUGGCCACCCUUACCUGCCAAGCCGCAGCCAGCUAUCUUGGUACUGAGGAUGACAUCAUCACCGCAGCAUACAGCGAAAUCUUCGGGCCGCUGUUCUUGUGGGACAUUGUGCCAUCAGAGUACUCAGAUGGGUCGUUUACGAUUCAGAAUGUCGGCUCGAAACAAUAUACUAAUGCCCCUGAAUUGGGACAGGACUGUCAACUGUCGGAAUACGCAACGCCAUUCCAAAACGAAACGGUUCUUAAAGAGGGCCAGACAUACUAUACCAUUCAGAUAAACAUUAACGACCGUUUCUUUCCUGAGUCAUGGGCCCUCGAGGUCGAUGAUCAUUUGAUGACCCAAGAAAGAGACGAGAGCAAUGACCGGCAGUUGCUUAUCUUUGAGGAGGUUGAGGCAUAA
Messenger RNA from Aspergillus neoniger CBS 115656, 429 nucleotides. RefSeq lists its product as uncharacterized. The coding region runs from base 1 to 429 and encodes 142 amino acids. The record is from RefSeq and is a predicted model, not a curated record. The transcript has 2 exons. NCBI's taxonomy places the organism in Eukaryota, Fungi, Ascomycota, Eurotiomycetes, Eurotiales, Aspergillaceae.